Molecule: messenger RNA, 381 nt
Organism: Prorocentrum cordatum
Lineage: Eukaryota; Dinophyceae; Prorocentrales; Prorocentraceae
Source: the annotation of a GenBank genome assembly
AUGCUCUCGAGCUGGGGGUACGCCUCCGGGACGGGCCGAGCGGGCUUCGACCUCGACCGCCUAUGGAGCUUCCUGACGACUGGGAUCCAGGGCCGGGCUGGGAAGCUUUACGUGACCAUGCACGAGUUCGUCCGGGGCUCCCAUACCCUCGGUUUCGGCGGCAACGCCCGCCUCCUCUUCCGCGGCCUGGACGCGGAGGGGCGAGGCCAGUUGUGGCGCCGCGACCUGGAGGCCCUGCAGCUGCUAGCGCCGCGCCAACACCAGGCGCAGCACCACGGCGCGCCCCCCCAGAUCUGCGAGCUCCGGGCCUGGGCGCAGGAGCUCGGCGGGACCGACCGCUUCCUCGCCAUGGUCGGGCUGGGCGAGGGCAGCGGCGCAGGC